AUGUCGCUACAUCAAGCUUGUCAACAAAUGAAACCAAACGCAUCAUGUGCGAAUACAGUUAAUCACUUUAAACAUAUUGAAUCCGAACUACAACUCGAUGAAAAAUUACUUCAUGAUCAUCGCUUCAAAAGAGGAGCAAUUGAUCUUGUAGGCAAUAUUGCACAUUCACUGUUUGGAGUAUUAGACUCAGAAAAUGCCAAAGGAAUGUCAAAUAUAAUUUCAGAAGUGAAACCAAAUGAAAUACAAUUAUUGACGCUAUUUAAGAAUCAGACAUCAGUUGUCGAUUCAACAAUCAACAUAUUGAAGAAAGAUAAAAUAGCAGUUCAAGAAGGUUUUGACCACAUUGACAAUGAAAUAAAGGCAUUGAUACAUUCAAUAAAAGAUACAAAUAGAGAGCACAUAAUCUACAGAAGAUACAAUCUGCCAUUACAUAUAGAUGCUCUAAUUGAUACUCAUCAUGGAAAAGUGAAUCCAUUGUUAUUGACACCAACACAAUUACAAAAGGAAGUUAAUCAAAUCAAACUUCAUUUAUCACCAUCAUUAGAAUUACCGAUGCCAGAAGAUGAGUUAAUAUCCCUUUACAGAGUAAUGAAGGUUAAAGGUGGAAUCACACAGCAGCAUGCAGUUUUUAGUAUAACAUUACCCUUGAUUGAACAUGAACGAUUUGAAUUGUUUCAGCUAAUUCCAAUCCCGAACUGGGUAAAUGACUCCAUGACGGUAAUUGACUCCUGCAGUUCUAUUUUGGCUAUUAAUACGCAGCAUGAUCAAUAUUUUCCUCUUAUAAAAUCCGAAUUAAGUCUUUGUGAGACCAUUAAGGAAGAGGAAUUUCUUUGCACCAACGUCCGUAUACGAUACAAUUUUGGUUCCGAAGUAUGUGCGUGUGAGGUCAACCUAUUCAACAACAACACAAUACCAAAUUGUCGGUUGAAACACACUAUCAACAAGCUGACCUGGAUUCCAUUGAAUCACAAAAAUCAAUGGAUUUAUGCGACAUCAACAUCUUCACGAGCAACUGCAGUAUGUAAUAAGGAAAUCAUUCCACUAAAUCUAAAAGGUUCAGGAUUAUUGACGAUCGAUCCAGACUGCGUGCUUAAACACAACUUUGUUUCCGUGCAAGGACAACAAAUAAUUGCAAGCACGGCAAGAUAUUCAUACAGUAGUCUUGGUACAAUCUCCGAAUUAAGGCUACAACCCCCUAUGAAGACAUCAGAUGCUUACAGCGGCAACAGUACACUGUCAAUAGUACGCAACAACCAAUACAAUCAACAGCUUAAAGAACUCACAGUAUUGCAGAAGGUGUUACAGUCAUACCAGAUAAAUGAUCUUCCAAAUCAAUUUCAGUCACACAAGUACCACAGCUUCACCAUAGCUUACGCUGCACUCGUUAUAGGGCUGAUAUUAAUCAUAAUCAUGAUGAAGAAGAAAUUGCAGAAAAAACAUGUUGAAAUUCCAUCCGAUAAAGAAGCCACCCGCACGACACCUAUACCCAUGCCACGUCGACAGUCACGAGAAUUCGUUAUCAACAUAUAG
This is a messenger RNA of Teleopsis dalmanni, 1530 nucleotides long. RefSeq lists its product as uncharacterized. The coding region runs from base 1 to 1530 and encodes 509 amino acids. The transcript is spliced from 2 exons. Lineage: Eukaryota; Metazoa; Arthropoda; Insecta; Diptera; Diopsidae. The record is from RefSeq and is a predicted model, not a curated record.